Molecule: messenger RNA, 2299 nt
Organism: Triticum aestivum (bread wheat)
Lineage: Eukaryota; Viridiplantae; Streptophyta; Magnoliopsida; Poales; Poaceae
Product: F-box/FBD/LRR-repeat protein At1g13570
Exons: 3
Coding region: 69-1322 (417 amino acids)
Molecular function (GO): protein binding
Source: RefSeq, a predicted model, not a curated record
AGUGCUGAUAUUCUCCCCCAUCCUGUGAAGUGUGAGGGGAAACCGUAACCCUAGAGCCCAACACUGACAUGGCGCCCUCGCGCCGCCGCGCGCGGUCGAGCGAGCCGGCGGCGGACCUGCUGACCUCCCUGCCGCCGCUCCUGCUCGACAGCAUCCUCACCCGCCUCGACCUCCGCGACGCCGUCCGCACCUCCGCGCUCUCUCGCGCCUGGCGCCGCCGUUGGGUGGACCUCCCCUGCCUCUCCCUCUCCCGCAUCGGCAGGGGUGGCAUACCCGCGGUGGCCGUCGACAGCGUUCUCCUUCGCUACCCCGGCAACAUCUCGAAUUUCUCCAUCCACUCUCUCGACACGCACUCCGCCCGCCGCGUCGACGACUGGCUCAUCGCCGUCCGCAACCGCGGCGUCAAGUCCAUCGACCUCAAGGGCCCAGCCCCAGCCUUCGCCCUUCACUCUUCUGUCUUCUUAUGCACGAGUCUCGUGUGCCUGAAGCUGCACUUGUGCUUGAUACCUCCUCUCCCCGUGGAAUUCACUGGCUUCCCCGUGCUCAAGCAGCUCGAACUCUCGGGCGUCACAUUCCCUCCGAACGGGCAGAUCCAACUGGAGGCAAUUAUCAAAGCGUCACCCUUGCUUGACACCCUGAGUCUUAUCUAUGUGGAUACAUACAGCGAGGCUUUCCCUGGUUGGGUGAUUUGGGGGGCCAAUCUCCGGAGGCUAACUAUAGUUUCCAAAGACAAUCAUGGCUGGCAAGUCGCCGAGCUACCAAAUCUCCACGAAGCCACCAUCAAUUUGCAAAGCUGUGAGAACUUUAGUGAUUUCGGAGGACUCCUUGCUGGGCUUGCUCAAGUUCGGAAGCUCGUUCUAAAUAAGUGCUACCCACCGUUCACAGAGGGUCAUAUCCUGGAAACACUUCCUUGCACCUUUGACAACUUAAAGAGUUUAACCCUCUGGACUCACUUUGAGGAAACGCCUACCAUUUUGUCAACCUUUUGUUUACUGAGGAAUGCUCCUAACCUUGAAGAACUUGAUAUAGUGAUCGAGGGUUUUUUGGACGAGGAAGAAGCAGAUGGGGAGUUUCAGAAUGCACAAUGGACUGACGGCAUGUGUCCCAACCUUCAAGUUGUGCGAUUGAAGGGUGUUCUCUGUUCAUCAAAUGAAAUGUGUUUUAUACAGCUUCUUUUAUCUAAAGCUACAGUUCUUCGCACUAUGUCUAUUAAUCUUGGUUAUGGAAGCUUAAAGUCUAGUGAGGAUGCACUGCGCGAACUGAUAACAUAUAGAAGAGCUUCACCCCAUGCUCAAAUCUUCUUCGAUGGUAAAGAGCCUUAAGCUUCAGCUAUUAAAUGUGCGUACCAUGUAUUAUCAUUGGAUAAUCUGUGGAGUACCAGUAAGGCCCCGCUUGGCAUUGGUGUAUUUUUAUACACCUGUAUUUAUUUUACAUGUGUAUAAUACCGGCCACACUUGAUUUUCAACUGGAAAGAAAAACGACCGAUGGAGGUCUGUAUAUUUUACAGGGGUAUGGCGCUGUGAAAGGCCAAUCCAAUCAGGGCCUAAAUUCAUAUUUCAGUUAGCCCUCGUGGCACUUUACAUUAGAUGCUACUCCCUCUGAUCCGAAAUAAGUGCCGUGGUUUGAGUUCAAAUUUUAACAAAAACAACGACACUUAUUUUGGAUUGGAGGGAGUACUACCCUUUUCUAUACCUAAGAGGAUGGUAUUGAUACUUAGGAGGGAGGGAGAGAUUACAAGAUCAGGGUAAUGAGGAUAGUAGUGUGAGGAUUGUGGUUGAAAGUUGAAGGGAUAUGAACAAGGGAAAAUACAUGUUACUUGUAGUUAUUUCUGGAUAAUCUGUCCAAGGUUUUCUUUGCAGAUCAUGCCCCUUUUUUUUUCUUUACAAGAGAACUGGAAUUGUUAAUGACAUGAGACCACAGUGGACUAGAUGUCUCUGUGCCUCUCUUUUAUGCUGGGGUGAUGUUUUUGUGCCUUGACAUGCAUUUUGAAUACAAGACACAUGGAUAGACAGUGAAAGCAUUGUUUUGAAGUCAUGUGGAUGUAUUGCAUAUAAAAAAUAAAGAAAACUUGGUGGUGAUCCAACAUCUUGUUGGCUAAAGUUCAGAUUGAGUGUUAAAGCUUCAUGCUUCAUGCUUCACAAAAUGUGUUACUCACAGUUGUUUGCUCAUGCUGCUACAUUGUUAUUAUUAUUGUUUCUAAUAUAGUUCGUGGUCUUGCAGUGAUGCUUUGUAUUCGAUAGCAUAUGCUUUACAUCUUGUAAUUAUUUGGAUAAGGCCACAAAGUGACCGUUUGCUCUCC